AUGUUAUUCAUCGCUUAUCUCAUCAUCUGCACUUUGGCGGCCGCAGAGCAGCCGCCUGCAUCUUCUCCAACAACUACUCCUUCUUCAACUAAUUCAACAGAAACGACAAUGACUGACGAACAACUUAAAAAGAAAUAUAACGAAGACUUCGUGCAGUCAGUGAAAGACCGAGCGGUGCUGAUUCAAAACGAGAAGAAGUACGACGACUAUCGGAUGAAGCAGAUCGAGCAACAGAGAAAGAGUUUUAUAGACAAUUACAAAAAGAUGAAGAUCGAAGAAAAACGACUUGAUUUGGUGAAACGUGGGAUGGAACCCGGGAAGAAGCCUACUUUAAUGACAGACCCCGUAUGGAAAAGAAUCGGAUUACCAGACCCUACAAUACCCACAAACAACACUAAUAGUACUAAUGGUACAAAUAGUACAAUUCAACCUCCUCCACACUACCCAAUAGAUCCACUCGUUAGAUAA
Messenger RNA from Entamoeba invadens IP1, 468 nucleotides. RefSeq lists its product as hypothetical. Bases 1 to 468 code for a protein of 155 amino acids. The transcript has a single exon. The record is from RefSeq and is a predicted model, not a curated record. Lineage: Eukaryota; Evosea; Mastigamoebida; Endamoebidae.